Spodoptera littoralis (African cotton leafworm) is the source of this 681-nucleotide messenger RNA. NCBI's taxonomy places the organism in Eukaryota, Metazoa, Arthropoda, Insecta, Lepidoptera, Noctuidae. The record is from the annotation of a GenBank genome assembly.
AUGUCAACUCUCAAAUUCAUUAAGACCCGUCAGAGCAUCACACUUGUAUUUGAAAGAAAUAGAUGGCUAUUUCCGCGACGGAUUGACCAUGGGGUCAAUCCGUCGCUUUGGGUUUCGUAUGGAAUCACAAUAUCUGACAUAAAUGACAAUGUGACCGUUUGGGACUUGUUCUCGGUAAUCACCAGGGACCACCCCGCUCCAUCAUCUGCAAAUAAAGGGGGGGAUCAAGUUGAAUCAGACGUGUGUCUGCUAGUCAUGUUUUGCAGUAUCUACCGGAUGCGAUUUAUAUUCGAUGCCAAUUAUCAAGGACAGGUCUCCAAUAGAUUCCCUAAGGCUCCAUUCUCCGCCGCUAGGGUGGGUACCAUCUCCUCUAGGUAUAGAGACUGUUGUGCCUCGCUUUUGUCAAUAAGAUUCUUCCUUCGCAUCAUAGGAUCUGAAAAUCUUGACGAGGUUCCAGCCUGGAUUACCUAUGAACCCGUUGCACUGGAUCUCAUUAGAAUGAGUAGGACAGGAGAGGAGGCAGGGGACGGAACAUCUUAUUUCCCCUAUCAAUCGGAUAUGGGGUUAGUAAAGAAAUCAGCAUAUUCCACCGUGAUAAAUCCAUCUUACUUCUUCUUUGUCCAUGGUGUGGGUGCUCUAUUGGGACUCGAAAGAUCCAGGCACGCCAGAAUGAACCUGUAG